Acanthoscelides obtectus is the source of this 1285-nucleotide messenger RNA. The record is from the annotation of a GenBank genome assembly. NCBI's taxonomy places the organism in Eukaryota, Metazoa, Arthropoda, Insecta, Coleoptera, Chrysomelidae.
CUCAGUGUUUGAUGUUUUUUCUUACACAAUAUGACAAUAUAAUGCAUUCUGGAUUAUAUUUUUUUGAAAAUGCCAUCUUGUUAGCCUGUCAUCACUAAAAUUGUAAUGCUGAAUGUACACACACUAUGUACUUCUACUUUUUUGUACCUGAUGCAUUGUUAAAAAGAUCAAAUCAUAGUUUUUUGGCUGUGCUGACUGUUUGAUUACUUCAGGGUCCAGAGACGAAAUGAUUUGACUCAUUUUUUACUUUAGGUGUGAAAAAGGAGCAGUGGGAACUUGUUAUAAAACCAGCAGUCCAAUCUGAGCAUAUUACAUCAGAUGUCUUAUUGGAACGCCGCAGGAAAUUAUUCGCAACUCUUUUGGACAAAGUAAAAAGCUAUCAUGAGGAAUUCCUAUCAAAUUUAGACCCUCCAAUAGUAGUACCAAAAGGCGAGAUCAAACGCUGGCAUCCUGAAUUCAACAUUGAAAUGGUUCCUGAUAUUGAGACUAAUGAGUUACCUCAACCACCAGCUGAGGAUAUUUUGACCACAGGUAAAGAUGUUCUGGAAAAGGCUAGACAAAUGUUCAAUUGUAACAGUAAAAUGGAACAGGCUUUACAGAGACUGAAGGAAGUGAAGGAAAAAAAUAUUGCUCCUCUACCUGAGGAUACCCCAAAGGAGAUGCCAAUAUCAGUUUUAAAAGGGAUUCCAAAAGCGCUGUUGGAAAAAGUGAGGCAAAAGCAGGCUGCAAAAGCAAUGGUGUCCAUGACAAGAACCGCAGAAAAAGAAAAGCAAGUCGAGAUAUAUUCGCGACUACCUGAAAUAGCUCGACUGGCAAGAAAUAUUUUCGUGGCCGAGAAAAAGAGUGUACUAUCACUUGAAAUUCUCAUUGAAAAAUUGGGAAAUUGCUACAGGACUACCCUCAGUAAAAAGGAAAUGGAAGAACAUUUGAGGAUAAUUGGGAAAGAACUACCUUGGUGGCUGAUAUUCCACUUUUUGCGGAAGUGUAAUUACAUCAAAUUAGACAAAAACGCUGAUCUUAGUAUCGUCAUUGCUAAAUUGGAACAUUUAGCUAAGCAAAAAAGUGAACAAUAGCUUUUUUAGCACUGGUUUUAAUAAAAUGAAGAUUAUUUUAUUCAUUGAAAUUUAUUUUUUUAUAGUGAAAUUUGAGUUAGCCAUACUGACUGCCUUACUUUGAAUGACAUAUACAUUUUUCAAAUGAACAUUCUAACUUUUAACUGGAAUGUAUUGUAUUUUAUGCAUUAUAUUGAUGCAAUAUUUGUAUUCUUUUAACUAAAUAAACGUAG